UGUGUUGAACAUACCCUUUUCCUUAGUAACUGGACCCAGAGGCAGAGUGCGUUGAAAGGUGGAGUCUUCAUCACUUUUCUCCCUUAUUUUUGGCAUCAGGAAGCAGUUAGCCAGAGGAUAGGAUUUCAAAGGUACAUGUACUCUGUAAGUCUCAGCAAAGGAAGGCAUCGUAGUUCUGGAGUGUACUUCUCGUUUAAGGAUUCUCGCACAGAUGUCCGUUGUAAAGUGUGUGGAGAUCUUUUAUUUGUUUUUAAUUUAUUCAUGCUAGUUUGCCGAAGUUAUUGCUGACACUUAUAGUUCCUUCUGCUAAUUCGCUGUGCUACUUGGAGUUUGCUUUGCACUGCCUUUUGUAAGGUAGUCACCUCUAGCUGUUCUUCCAGUCUAUCCCUGUAGACUGCUCCUGUGGCAGUUUUGGGGUGCACGUAGUGCCGCUCUUCCUUUGCACUGGAUGUAAGACACGGAGAGGAGAGCUGGGGAGGUUUUGGGGAGUGUGAAUGACGUCUUGUUGGAUGUUCUGGAUUUCGUGCUGCAGGAACGGCUUCAGUGAGCUCAGUCGGGAUUAUGGGGAGAGCAGAAGGGAUGAAGAGUACGAGCUCCACCGUACAGAGCCCUUGUGCAAUGGUCGGAGCGUGCAGGAUGUACAUCUGACUCAGCCACAGCAUAUAGUCAAUGGGUCCGAAAGCUCUUUACAGGUCCCAGAGGAGAUGCAAAGUCUUAUUGCAGAGGUCAAGGGAAAAGGAGAAGAGGAGCGAGACGUUGUGGUCAAAGGUUGGCUGUCCAUCCAGAAGAGGUCAGGGGUGAGUAACCCUUGGCUUUGGAGUAGAUUAAGGAAGUACUGGUUUGUGCUGUAUAACGAUUCAUUAGAAUACUACAGCAGCAGUGAAAAAAACGCGAAGCGGCUGGGCACCCUUGUACUCACCAGUCUUUGUUCUGUCGUAUUGCCCAGUAAGCAGACAUACAAGGAGACCGGGUAUUGGAACUUCAUAGUUUAUGGUCGUAAGCACUGCUAUCGUUUACAUACCAAAGAUCUGAAAGAAGCAUUACAGUGGGUGAAUGCUAUCCAGAAGGUCAUAGACAGUGUAGCUCCUACAGAAACUCCAACUCAGCUACUUAUUCGUGACAUCAAGGAGAACAGCUCAAAUCUUGAUGUAGUGGAAGAAAUUUACAAAAGGAAUUCAGUUCUGCAACACACAAAGGAACCUCUGUAUGCACCAUUGUUGGCAUUCCCAUAUGGGAGUUUAGAUCAAACUGGUCCAAGUUCCAAAGGCUACACAUCACUCCGAGAAGAAGCAGUAAAACUCUUCAACUCCUUGCAACAGCUGGAAGCAGAACGUGACCCUAUCCCUCUUAUGCAGGGCAUUCUUCAGACAUGCUUUGACCUUCAGCCUCUGAUUGAUGAAGUCUACUGUCAGCUUCUGAGACAGACCACUGGCACACCACACCCUGGAGAUCAAGCAGACCUUCGUUACUGGCAACUCCUCACCUGUAUGAGUUGCACCUUUGUGCCUGAAGAGUCCAUCUUACAGUUUCUAAACAUGCAUUUAAAUAGAACACAAAGAUUAUUUCCAGAAACAGAGAUGGCUAAGUAUGCAGAAUUCAUUUCGGAGUCCCUACUAAAGACAAAGCUCAGACAGUGUGUUCCGUCCUGUGAAGAAAUUCUAGUAUUGAUGCACCGACAAGAGAUGGUGUGUACCAUUCAUCUCCCUGGGUCAGGCAGCUGCAAAAUCACCAUCAGCUCUCACACCACUGCUGAAGAGGUUGUGCAGAAGAUAAUUCAGGACCUUGGCUUGGAACAUAGCCAUAAUAUCUUUGCUUUGUAUGAGCAGAGCAGCCUCUGGGAACGAGCUGUGGGAAAGGAAACUAUCAUUGCUGACAUCCUCACCAGGUUUGAAAAUCUCAUGUCUGAUGAGAAGUGUCUUCAUUCCCAAUGGAGGCUUUGCUUCAAACUCUACUGCCUGCUGGACACAGACAGGGUUCCCAAGGACAGUAUAGAAUACAAGUUCAUCUUUGAACAGGCUCAUGAAACAAUGAUCAGGGGCUGCAUGGCUGUGGCAGAAGAGACCCUACAGUCCUUAGCUGCUUUGAGACUCCAGUAUUUAAACAGUGACUUUUCCACUCACACUCCUUAUCCUAGACUGGAAGAAAUCUUUCCAAUGGGUGUUAUCCAAGCUCAUGUUUAUGCCACUAAGACAUUGUAUUCCUCAAAGUGUUGCAGCAAAAGUUUCCCGAACACUUUGUUUCCAGGUGCUUUGCAUAACGGACUUUGGACCAAUGCUCUCCAAAAGCUGAAGGCAGAAGAGGAUCAGCAGCUGAUUGGACGAAUGAAGGAGGAAGGUACUGCUGUGAUGACUGCUAUCAUUGAAAAGUGGAAACAGCUGCAAGGACUAACUAAAGAGGAAUCCAUGUUGAAAUAUCUGACAAUUGCAAAAGAGUGGCCUGGAUUUGGAUCAUCCCUUUUUGAAGUGGAUCUGUAUAUGAAUUCAGGGGGGAGCUUGAUUUCAAAAUUGUGGCUGGGAAUUGAUGCCAAAGCAGUGUCCAUCUAUCAACAAGGAGAGCCUGAGCCCUUUGAAACCUACUGCUACAGCCAGAUAGCGUCAUAUGGCAAGUUAGACAAGAACACAUUUAAGAUUACAGUUGAUGAAAAGGACCUGAUAUUUGAAACUAACAAGGUGGAUGACAUUAUUGGUCUGAUACAGAUGUACCUCACCUGCAAUGGCAGGAAACACCACAGGUUAAGAACUGAGAGCGGAAGUGAAACCUUACAUCCCUAGCACUAGAAAUUUAAGGAUUGGACUGGCUUUAUCUAAAUAUUCCAGUACUGGCUGUUGACCAAAAAAGUUCCAUUGUCUGGUUAUGCGUUCAUCUGGCUACUGUCUUUGUCUUGCUAAUAUGGAAAUUUGAAUACUUUGUUUUUGUUAAUGACUCUGAGGUGCUGUGGGUGACUAUAAAACAGCAAGGAUUAAUAACGUCACACUUAAACGACACACUGACCCAACUACAUACUGCAAUUUGACUGUCAAAAGAGACUGCAUAUUCACAGCUAAUGUACUGAACUCCAUGUAAAAGAAAAUAUUUUUAUCCUCAUCAUGAAUACAGCCUUAUAAUGGAAUUGCAGUCUGGUUCAGGUAUACCACAGUCACAACUGUCAUUGGAGGCUGUGUGCAUGUAUGUGUGAGUGCACUUGUCAUACAAGAGUUUUUAUGGAGACUGAAAUAAGACAGCUUUGUAUUUAAUAAUUAAAUUUAAUGGAUGACUUCAUACUUAAACCUGCAGGUAAUUUCUGCUGCCAUAUCCAAAGAGUAUACUUUUACCUCUGAUACCUGCUGUCAAGCAGUUUGUUUAUGUAUUCCAUCACUUAAUAGUGGGACAUUUUUUUUAUCCCACCCGUGAAAGAGGCAAAAGGUAGAGAGUCAUUUUUCAGUAACUCCACUGCCUUAUGUUUCACAACUGAAAAUGACUGCUAGCACCUUGCAGAUUUGAAAUUGCUCAUAUCAUGCUAUGUAAAAGCAAAACAUCACUCUCUAAGAGUAUAUUUACCUGAAAAUAACAAACACGGCAGUCUGUAAUUGAUUUUGUUGUCCCAUCAUUAGUUUCACUGAAUAGCAAUAGGAAGAAGUGCUUGUGAUUUCGUUUUACAACGUAUACAUAGUUGCUAGUUUUCUAAUUAAAUGAGCACUGUGAUGAAUUUUGGGGGUUUCUAGUCUGCCAUAUGUUACGAAUCAAUUAAAUGCAGUUAAUGUUUCCUUUUCCAUCAUAAUACACAGUCAUUCUUGAUUAUUGGUACAAGCAAGACAAGAGGUAGUAAUAAAAUUAGGUGUUUAAGAUGCAUGGACACAACUAAACUGAUAGCCUGUAAUAAUGCGACUGUGUUUAGCUGAGUUGUAACAUAAGGCAAAUGGGCCCAACAAAUUAAACUGUGUGCCUUUCUAAGAAUAGUCCUUUGGAGAAUGACUUGAAGUACACUCUGCUAUACAUUUCUGAUUUCUAGAUGGUGUUUCAAAUUUAGUUCCAGCUCUGACAGUCCAACUCUCUUUUCCAGGAGAAUGACCUAGCUUCCAUGAUCUAUGAUUUAUGAUCCAGCUUUUAGCUAGACCUAGUAACAUUGCAUGGUCUGUGAUAACUGUUUCACAAUUGUAACUGAGACUGUAAUUCCUAAAGUGUUCCAAUUCAAACUGUAGUUUACAUCACAAAUGUCACAGUUUUCUCAUCUUCUUAGAUUAGAAUUUCAUUUUGGCAGUCUUCAUUUGCAUACAUUGUUGUUUUCUGCUUUGUGUGCAUAAGAAUUCAGUACAGUUUUCCUCCACUUUUACUGCACUUUAUUCUUGCAUAUAUUCAUGAUGAAUAUUGCACUAGAUGACUCAGCCAAAGGCUGAACAAAUCUGGAUUGUGUUUCCUGAUAUUCUCUUUCACACCCUCUCAAUCCGCACUACCCUGUUAAUGAUCUUAUAUUUCCAUUUACUGAUAUUAAGUCCACCCUCAGUUUCAGCUGCCACCUGUAUCCCGACUUUUAAUCCUGCUCACCCCCCGUGGUUCAGUGUAUUUGCGCCAUGAUGCCUUUUCUGUCUUUCCUUUAUUGUUUCCAUUCCCAGUACUUUGAGUUGACACAUCAUGGUCCAUGUCCCAUAUACCUUCCCCUUACCACUGUGGGAACACCCUAUUGAACCAUUUUAGCCAACCUGAUAUGUCUUCUUUUCUUGCCCAAGAACAGAACACUGUUACAGAUGAGGUAUCACUAUUACCCUCUGUAAUGAGAGGGCAGCCUUUGUACUUCUAAUUUCUGCACACUUGGAAAUGCAUCCCAGCAUUCUCUUAGGUUUUUGUAUCUACCUUCUCAUACCAAGAAUGAUGAUCUCAGGUAGGAUCAUUCUAUAUGUGUUAUUCAGUGUUUUGGGACUGCUUUGCUGUAGGUGCUAUGAGAGAUAUGUCUACCCAGUGCUGUCCAAAAAUGCCAGCUCACUGAAGCAUGAAGGCACCUCUUGUCUAAAUUCCAACUAUGUUUCCAGAUCAUUCUGUCUUUCUGUAAAGUGUUAGUACAAGUUAAAAAAAUACCUUGGUGUGUGACAUCAACAACUUUCUAUUUGAAGCAGCGUACUCAUAACCUAGGAGUCUUUAUUUUGGUCUUGUUUCUUUGGCAAACACAUAUUCUUAUUUUAAAAGGGGACUCUCAACUUAAAUGACUAGCUUUUAGCCUGGCUUUUCAAAAAACAUCUGUUAUUUUAAAACAAAAUAAUAUCUUCAGUAUCUUUGUAAUAGCUUUUAAGAACUCCUGUAGACAAGAGUUUUUCAUUGUAGCAUACUAAGAGGAUAAAAUCCAACUUACUUUUGAGUGUUAGGCACUACAAAGUAUGAAACUGACAUUUCCUUUAUAACAUUUCACACCUAAGUAAACAUGUUGUGUUUUAUUAGAACUCCAUAUGCAGUAUAUUGUAUGGGUUGUUUCAAAGUUAUGGCCCCCUUCAUCUGUCUACUUUGAUUACCUCGUUUAGAAGUGGGAAUGUGGGAGGGACAUCAUGUAAUUUCAGUGAACCAUUCAAGUUGUAUAACUUUUGGUCAUUUGGUAGGACAAAUAAGUGAGACUACAGAAGGGUGCUUAUGCGGUUGCCUCAUACUAAACUACAGGGCAACUGUUUUUAGCAGUGUUGGUCAUGUGCACCACACAAGCUGUGUUUAAGUGUUCUACAAAUUAUUAUUAUGUACAUAGGAGAGUGUAUAUGUCUGUGUACAGUCUGUGUGUAACUUUAUGUUGUGUGGUAUCCUGUUAUGAGACUAUGGGAAGUGAGUAUGGAUUAAUUACUCUAUAAUGUAACCUAGAUAGAUUAUAAAAAAAAGUUGAUUUUAAAUUAUUAUUUUAUUAUUUGUACUGGAAUAAUAAUGGCUUCCAGUUGCACAUAUUUUUGCUUAUUACAAGAAGAAUUAUAAGUGUCUGAGUCAGUAUUCUGUUCAGCUGGGAUGUUAGCACUGUUUUUUCUUAAUCAUAUUUGCUGGUAGUGGGUGUGACAUCCCCACAAUGGCCCACUAAUCAAGGAACCUGAAUCCCCACAGUAUUUUCAGAUGCAGCUGUCUGCACUAAGUACAAUUUCUCUUAAGAGCACGUGGGGAAAACGGUCAGCCCGGGUUCUGGAUUUCUUUGUCUGUCAUCCUUCAGGGCCCCAGUAAGGCUUCCCACUAGCACAGCUAUAGUGUUAAGUCUUCAGCUUAGUGUCCAAGCCAAGUCCUCCACCCUCCUUUAUGUGAAACUGCUCCAAGUUGCUCACACAUGCACACUGAGAUUUCAUUUUCAAACACACACCUGGAAAAGGGUAGCACAGAUUUAACCGCUGUGCCCCCUUUUGCACAAGACUAUAAUGUAGUUAUCACUGCCACUAGACACUCCUUCAGCCAGCUACUCUAAGGCCCUUACAAAAAGUAUCCAAUUAUACUGUGCAAUAUUAAUACUAAUACAAACGGUAGUAGUUGGUAUCACAGCAAGACACUCAGGAGUAGCCCCACAGUGUCACCAAAUGAAUAUAAGCACUUAUUUUCUAAAAGGACUAGCCACAAUAAAUGUUGUAAAUAUGUUUAGUAAUAAAUAAUAAAAGAACAUGAAAAUACUGAAUAUAUAUUUGCAGAAAACCACACAGUUCAAAUCACAGGAAUUCUGAUAGACUUAGACAGAUAUAGAAAAGCAGUAAUAAACUAAUAUUGCUAUAUAUUCCUGGCUGAUCUAAAGAAUUUACUGUUCCCCAAUAACUUACUUGGGCAAGAGAAGAUGAAAUACAUAAGCAGUCUUUCUAGUCAGGGUCCCAAACAGAAUAAACAAUACUCCUAGAAUACUCCCUGUAAUAUGUAAAAAAUAUUUCCAGGGCUGGAAGAAUGACCUCAUCUGGUCACCUGACUCUAGGUUCCCACACUAUCCCCUUUUUAAAUUGAGAGAGAAAUUUAGCAUAGACAUGUAAAGAAUGCAUAUCUAGAGCUUUUCUAAUGUUUGUCAGGCCUGAGGCCAAGGAACAAUCACAGUACUUUCCCCUCUUUCUACUAAAGCUAAUAAACAAUGACUUCUUCCAGACCUACUGUCUCCAGUUGUAUUCAUCACUGUGGGAUAGCAUUUUAAUGGUUUAGCAGCUCAUUUACAUUUCCCUUAUUUUUCUUAAGUAAGCUAGCUGGUUAACCUCUGCUCUUCCAGUGUUCUCAGUUACAGUAUAUACAUUUAAUCAGUUA
This is a messenger RNA of Protopterus annectens (West African lungfish), 7197 nucleotides long. RefSeq names its product pleckstrin homology, MyTH4 and FERM domain containing H3 (gene PLEKHH3). Lineage: Eukaryota; Metazoa; Chordata; Ceratodontiformes; Protopteridae. Gene Ontology annotation, biological process: signal transduction. Bases 495 to 2771 code for a protein of 758 amino acids. The transcript has 13 exons. The record is from RefSeq and is a predicted model, not a curated record. Gene Ontology annotation, cellular component: cytoskeleton.